Trematosphaeria pertusa is the source of this 862-nucleotide messenger RNA. RefSeq lists its product as uncharacterized. The record is from RefSeq and is a predicted model, not a curated record. The coding region runs from base 43 to 768 and encodes 241 amino acids. The transcript has 2 exons. Lineage: Eukaryota; Fungi; Ascomycota; Dothideomycetes; Pleosporales; Trematosphaeriaceae.
UCCUCAGAAUCUUGACGCCCGCUGAUCCAAAGAACCGCAAGCAUGAGGCUCCUCUGCUUCAUCGUGGCCGCCUUGCCAGCCUUCGCAAUCGCCGGCCCCGCUAUCCCAGACGAUACCAGUCAGCCCUUCUCCGCUGCGAGCGCCACUACAACUGACACAUCGCCCCCCGCCCCCCAAGCCGGCAAAAUCAUCCUCGCCAUCGGCCAGCAGAAAACCAACGUCGGCACACUCUGGUCCUCCGCGCUCUACGGCGCCGUCUGGCAAGGCCUCGACAAGAUCUGCCCGCCCGGCCGCUCUACCUGCCUACGGGACAGCCGCGGCGCCUACGAAACGCUCAAGCUGGACGUGCAGUACCUCGACGGCAACAUCCUGCAAUACGGGCCGUAUCUCGAGAUCCAAGUCCAGCAGACAAACCACCGCACGGAAGGCCUGCGCAAACUCAUGAUCGGCACGAUCGCGGGGACCUUGCAGAAGAGCACUGAGGAUGCGAAGAACUGCUGGGACUUUACGUAUGGGUUCCCGCUGCCGCAUCGCGGACGCCACUGCUUUGUUGGCCAUGUUGUUGGGGUUACGGCGGGAGACAGCUAUUUGACCGUGGGGAUUCGGUCGAGGGGCGAUGAGGGGGGCAAGUUCGAUUGCCCGGCUAUUCUCGAGCAGACGAAUAGGUACCUCGACGAGCUCAUGCCGGAGUACGAGCGCGAGCUGGGAGGCGGCCGUGUCGAGCGCGAUGUCUUUUGUCUGCAGAAGCCUAAGCUGGCUGAGGUGUAGAUGUCCAUUUUCUACGACGGUUCCAGAGAGAGGUAAAGGAUGGGUGAUGCGGGUUAGGAGGCUUUUCGGGGAAUAUGAAAGGUGGAGGACGGAG